Guyanagaster necrorhizus is the source of this 2634-nucleotide messenger RNA. RefSeq lists its product as uncharacterized. The transcript has 3 exons. The coding region runs from base 1 to 2634 and encodes 877 amino acids. Gene Ontology annotation, cellular component: COG complex. Lineage: Eukaryota; Fungi; Basidiomycota; Agaricomycetes; Agaricales; Physalacriaceae. The record is from RefSeq and is a predicted model, not a curated record. Gene Ontology annotation, biological process: Golgi organization; retrograde vesicle-mediated transport, Golgi to endoplasmic reticulum; intracellular protein transport.
AUGGCGGUCCGAAUCGUUGAAAUGCCAUUGCUGGUCCCGACCAUGACUGUUGCUUCAUCAUCUAAUACCCAAGCAUUGGAUACUUUGUCCGAGUACGACGAUGUCAUCUCAUGGAUCAACGAUACGCUACCAACGUCCGAAGACAGAGAACAAGACACCGUCGAGCUCUCUGAACUCGACCAACACAUUACGCAGCUCCUGGCAUCUCUCGACAUUUCUUCGGAAGACACGUCAUCCCAGCUGGAGAGAACCGUUCGUGAUGUCUCUCGCGCCGUACCCAGACUCACCUACGACCUUCAUUUCAUGAAAGACGGUGCUCUCACCCUCCAAAACGGGCUCGUUCGUGUUCGCUCUCGAGCAAAGGCUGCAGUUCCUCUGUCUACUCAGGAGGCCCUCAAUAAGCUCCACUUUUUAGAUACCAUAAAAAACCACAUGGAGUUGGCGCGUGAGGUCCUGCGGGAGGCGGAGAGCUGGAGCACCCUAGAAAUCGAAGUCACAUCCCUUCUUUCAGACCACAAUUACGCCAAAGCUGCUGCUCGCCUCUCUGAGGCCAGCCGCAGCAUGGUCGUCUUUCAAAAUACUCCAGAAUAUGAUCCUCGUCGUGCUCUUAUGGUCAAUCUGCAGAACCAGCUGGAAGCGUCCCUCAGUUCUGCCUUGGUGGCCGCGAUUAACGUUCACGACCUAGCAGCGUGCAAGAGCUACUUCUCCAUCUUUUCAGAUAUUCAACGCGAACAUGAAUUUCGCAACUAUUACAAUGGUUCUUGCAGGGCAGAAGUGGUGGCGCUCUGGCAGAAUGCACAGUUGUUGGAUUGCGAUGGGGAGGGUACACUGACGUUCGUCGAAUUCCUUCCUAAAUUCUACGAACAGUUUCUCUCUCUCCUCAAUCUCGAACGCGCCUCUAUGUCAUUCAUUUUCCCUGAUCCAGCUGUUUCUCUCUCAGCACUUACCUCCUCAGUCCUGUCUGCUCUCCAGCCCACGUUUUCUCAACGGCUUACCUCAUUACUCAGCCAUUACGGCGAUUCUGUUCUCAAAACUCUCAUUUCUCUAUUCAAAAUGACGGAGGAUUUCGCUGCUGCUGCAGAGAAAGUAACGGAGAAGAUCAAGCACUCUGCAAUUUCCAUAGAAACUUCCGAGUCACCGACAUCCCCCCCUCUGGCCCACAAGCGCCGACGUUCAAUGCGGAUGUCCAUGUCUUGGCGCAACACCCCAACUCGCUCUCCUUCUACCACACAGAACAUUACCAAGCUUUGUAACCUCCUUGAGUGGGAGCAAGAGCUCUUCCAGCCUUUCCUCGAUUUUCAGGUUGAAUAUGCCUCCCUCGAGAGGCGUUUCCUCGAUGACAAUCUUCGUCACAUUACCAAGAACGACAGCGUGCGCGAUGAUGCGGAUCCGGAUGGCGCACGUCUUCUGCGAGAACGAGCCGUAGACGUGUUUGGUGCCGCUGAGGAAGGUGUCACACGCUGUGUAUCUUUCACACAUGGAUAUGGUGCAAUGGGGCUUGUCCAAGCUUUGGACGGCUUCUUCAAGUCUUUCGUUGAUAUGCAGACCAACGAUCUGCGUAAAACAUCUUCUUCCUCUUUUUCUACACCCACUUCUACCGAAGAAGGCCUAUCUGGGCUAGAUUAUACACCACAGGAUUGGGCCGAGUUCCAACACUACCUUCACCUUCUAUCUUCCGCUCGAAGCGUCUUUGAGCGACUACUGUCUUUUGAGAAUAAGCUUCGAGCCAGCCUCAUUCAGGUAUCCACUACCCUUCGCCUAUCACGCGAAGAUCCGACUAUAUCUAGCUCAAACCGGAGUCAACUAUUGUCACAGUCGACUCUUCAUUCUCCCGAUCUUCAUACCCUUCUGGAGUCUCGCCCCACUGAUCCUCUUUUGGUCGAAGCACGCGCAGCAGUGUAUCUAUUCGCCAGAACGUGUCAAGAAUGUCUUCAGCAUACUAUUCUCUCGCCGCUCAUGAAGCCUUUGUCCGGGUAUGCGUCUCUCCCUCUGUGGAGUGCGCCCGGAGACGGCAAGUCACAAAGAGUCAAUGAACUCCAAGUUCCAUCUUUCUCUUUGUCGCCCAGCGAGACAGUGCAACGUGUUGCGGACAACUUACUCAAUCUUCCCCAAUUAUUCGAGGUGUACGUUGAUGAUGAUGCUCUUUCCUUCUCUUUGCACACACUCCCGCAUAUUGACGAACCCGAGAUACCUUUGGAACCUCAGCCGGUGUACGUAGGGCAUGCACGGCGCCAGAGUAUAUCUAGGCCCUUAGCACAAGGGCCGAGUCCAGAGCUGGUGUCGUCUGCAUGGCUAUCGUCACUGAGUCGGACGCUGCUGACUCAUCUGACGAAGGAGGUUCUCCCUCGCAUUCUAACGCUCUCACAAGUGGGUUCUGCGCAACUAAGUUCCGAUUUGGGAUACCUUUCCAAUAUUGUACGAGCAAUCAACAUCGAGUUUGAUGAUCUCGAGCGGUGGCGCACAUGUAUCGACUCGGAGGAUGGUGGGGCAAUCCGGGACACAAUCUCGUCUGAUCAGCGACGAGAGAGCUACGUUGCUGUAAUGCAUCAAUCACCAUGGAAGACAGUAAUAUUCAAAGCAAAACUGAAUCUCCUUCCCGUCCUUGUCAAUGGUCACCACGGUGGAAAUCGAUAA